Nipponia nippon (crested ibis) is the source of this 4581-nucleotide messenger RNA. RefSeq names its product synemin (gene SYNM). Gene Ontology annotation, molecular function: structural constituent of cytoskeleton; vinculin binding; intermediate filament binding. Gene Ontology annotation, biological process: intermediate filament cytoskeleton organization; fast-twitch skeletal muscle fiber contraction. The record is from RefSeq and is a predicted model, not a curated record. Gene Ontology annotation, cellular component: intermediate filament; sarcolemma; neurofilament cytoskeleton. NCBI's taxonomy places the organism in Eukaryota, Metazoa, Chordata, Aves, Pelecaniformes, Threskiornithidae.
AUGACAUCAGCUCGCAACCGGCUUCACAACAACACGCCGGAGGAGACCCUGCCGCACACCGCAGGGGGAACCCGCUCCAGCUGCAGAGGAGGCAUGCUGCAAACCAGAGACAGCCUGGCCCUGGUGAAGCUCGGAGGGACUCGUCUCUGUCCCCAGAGCCUCUGGGACUUUGCCACCCAAAUCCCUGCCAGGGGCACAGGGGAUGCUCCUGUGUGUAUAGAGGCGGUGGAGGUGCGGGAGCUGCGGAUGGACCUGGCCGCCUUGCCGCCCCCCUUGGCCGGGCUGAGCCUGGAGGAGCUGGAGGAGACCUACGAGAUGCUGCUCAGCCAGAGCUGCCGGGAGACCCUGCUGCGCUACCAGGAGCAGAUCCAGGUGCUGCAGGAGCAGGAGGCGCAGCGGAGCCGGGAGAACCUGGAGCUGCUGCGGGAGGAGAGCCGGCAGUGCCGCCAGCACCUGGAGGACCUCCACCGCCAAGGCCAGGAGCUGUGCGGGCUCCGGGAGCGGCUGGAGCAGGAGCUGCUCGCCUUGCAGGACCGCCACGGCGCCGAGGUGGAGGAGUACCAGAGGAUAAUCGACGCCCUAGAAGAAGAAAAGCAGUUCCUGACCAUGUCAAUCACAGAUUACCUGAAGGACUACCAAGAACUACUGCAGGUGAAAGCAGGCCUCAUCCUUGAAAUUGAAACCUACAGAGCUUUGUUAGAAGGGGAGAGCAACCAGUGGAUUAUUACAUGGAGAGAUCAGCAUAGAGGGAAAUUGCCUCAAGAUAUUAUAAACACUUCAUAUAACUACACUGAUAUUUACUCUACUUAUCAAGAAAGAAAUAGAAGUAAAGCUUCACCAGCUAUCAGGAUCACUGAUACAAGGCAUAGAAUGCCCGUGACAAAUACUAGCAGUUCUGCACGUUAUUCAGCUCAAUCAACACAUGCUGGAUCAGAGACAACAGCCAGUGGAAGAACUUUUGGAAGAGAUGUACUUGGUUCAAUGUAUCGCCCUUCAACAACUGUUACAAAGGAUGAAAGGAUUGUAACAGACCACAAAGAAUUAAGAACGUUUACUCCAGCCUACAGUAGCUGGAAAAACACUGAAAUACAGCAAAAGACAGUUCCAGAAAGGAAGAAAACAGAAGUUACAACUUCAUCCACAGUAUCUUUUUCAAAAGAAUCAGCACAAAGAUCAGACAAGGACCACAAGCCUGACACAAAGCCAGGGAUUCCUGAAAAUAUAAGAACAAAACCAAGCUUCACUAGAUUUCCGACUUAUGAGCUGAAUACCAAUUUUAAACCAUCUAAAUAUGAAGAAACCAUAACUGAAACUCAGACCACACUAAAAGAAAAAAGAGGAGGCAGCAAACCAACUGAAGAGCAAAAAUCUCUGCUGAAAGAAAAAGAUAAGCUAGAGAAACAAACAAAGGAGGAGAAAAAGAAAACAGAUGAGAAACCGUUUAUAGAUGAAAGAAGUGUUGAUUUUGGAAGGAAGACUGAGCAGAAAAAAUAUAUCCGCGAGGAAGUCAUUAACCAGAAGUUAACAGGGAGUGAUAUUUCUAAUGCAAGAACUUUGAAAAGUGAAUCAACCAAAAAAGAUACAAAUGUGACCUUGGAAUCAAGAAGCAAAGAAGUCAUUGAGAUACCUAUCAGUCUUGAAAUGCCUGCUCCUGACAAAGAAUCUCAGAGUAAUAAAGAAAUAAGGUUACAAGGUUUUAAAACUUCCAUAGGAAGAGCAGCAGAUGACCAUGUAACUAAGCCUGCUGAAAUUCAUAAAGUGAGUACUUCAGAAGCAGAAUCCAGUCUGAAAGAUGAAGAGCGAAGUGGUGACAGAAGUCAUAAAAUGGGGGCUCUGUCAACUGAAAAUAUAGCAGAGAAUAUUGUUGCUGACAUUCUUAAAAGUUUUACACAGUCUUCUAGUUCACAAAUGUCAACAGACACGAAAGUGACCUAUUUUAAUAAGAAAGAACAACCAGAUGAUGGGAAAAUAAAGACUGAGAUCACAGUGCAAUCUCAAGUUAAAGAAAACAUAGAUAUUUCUGAUGAAGCUGAUGUAGGAGGUCUAUCAAACCAGGAUGUUAGAAAAGUGGUUCAAGAGGGUGUUGAGGAAACUCCUUCCAAAGAGGAGAUAGAAGACAUAGUAUAUCAUGGCCUGAAAGGAAAUGAGGGCAGAAAGAACAUGUCUGUUAAUGUUGAGAUUGUAGAGGAGCCGCUAGAUUACGCCACUGAUGGAAGGACUGACUUUUCAACACCUUUUGAAGUAGAGGAAGUGGAAGAUACAUUCCCUGAGAGAGAGAGGUGUUACGGUGAGGAGGAGGAACAAACCGUAACGUUCACGUAUGAAGAUGUUAAAAAGAAGAAACAACGCCACGAGAGUUUCACUCAUGUGGAAGAAGUAACUGAGGAAGAUGACUCACCUAUUGAACAAAAAUAUUUUGUAUCUGUUCCUGAUGAUCAUCCUAUUAUUAGUGAAAAAGACGAUGACUCAGUAUAUGGGCAAAUUCAUAUAGAAGAAGAAUCAACUAUAAAAUAUUCUUGGCAAGAUGAAUUUUUGCAAGGCACACAAAGAAAGAGAGAUGAAGGUGUAAGCUCUCCAGAAGACACAUAUCAAGUGGUAGGGGAGGAAGCAAGUGCCCAUAUUUUAAAGGAGCAUCCCAAAGCUGAAACAUCCCAUGUUGAAUCCAUUGUUAUUGAAAAAGAAAUUAAAAUUCCGCCUGAAUUUCAGACUUCAAUAAAAGGGCUUUUAUCAAAGGAAACGAAGGACCCUAAACAUCAAUUGAAGGAAGCUUUGGAGCAGUUGGAGGGCAGUUUCCCAGAAAGCGUGAAAGAAGAGCUGUCUGCAUUAACAAAAGAAAAUCAAGCUGACUCUAGUAGCUUAGAAUUUGAUAUCAAAAGAGUUGAUAAAACGGAGGAGGGUGGCUUGGUGAAAAUUGUUGCUGAAGUCAAUCUGUCACAGACCCUUAAUACUGAUGAAUUCGAUGUAGCUCAGCUGGGUGAAGUAAUUGCAAGUGAGAAGGGGAAAGCAACAUUGCACUCCCUGAAAAAAGAGAGCUUGGAGAGAGUUGUUGAUGGUAGAAGCAAUAUAGAAGUAGAUGUUUCUUCCUGCAGUGAUAAAUAUACUCCUUUUGCUGAUCAAGAAAUCUAUAACUCAUCCACAACGAGGAGGAGUGGUGGUGCAGGGUAUCAUACCACUGAAAAAGUUAUUUAUGACAGUUCGGUUUUGGAAACUGCAGAUUUUGGAGAAGUCUCUCAGUCACCACAAUCAACUCAUGAGACCAAAUCCAUGAGGCAUAUUAAGGUUGGUCCAGCAGAAGUUCAGAGAUUUGAGCAGAUCGUAUAUGAAGGGCCUGGUUCUGAAACACUGGAGCUCAGUGCUACAGAAGAUCUUGUUCAGACAGAAGGAUCGUCAGAAUUUAGCCGAUCUGUGAAGCAUUUUAAACUGGGUCCUAAAGAAAUCCAAACCACAGAAGAAGUAAUUUAUACAGGCCCUAUUACUACAACUGUAGAAGAGAUUGAUUCUGGAAAUCUUUCCCACAAGUUUUCAACAGACUUCAACAGGUCCACACGGCAUGUGACAGUAGGAUCAAGGCAAGUAACUGAAGAAGUCUCUUUUGAAGGGCCUGUUUCAGACUCUCUGGAGCUCAAUAGCUCUGGUAGCCUUUCUCAGACAGAAGGGUCUGUGGAUGUCAGCAGAUCAAUAAGGCACUUUAGAUUAGGUCCAAAAGAGAUUCAUACUGAGCAAGUUAUCUUCGAAGGACCAAUCUCCGGUAAAGUGGAGGUCAGUGACACUGGAGACUUCUCACAGACAGAAAGUUCAGUCAGACACAUUCAUUUGGGUCCCCAAGAGUUUAUGACAGCUGAAAAAAUCAUCUACCAGGGGCCCGUCUCUGCGCACACAGAAAUCAGUGAACUGGAGGACCAGACUCUUUCAGAAGGCUCAAUAAAGCAUGUUAGACUGGGUCAAGUGGGAGUUAAAACCACCGAACAAAUCAUAUAUCAGGGCUCGCUUUCUGAAACUUCAGAGCUCAUUAACAAAGAAGGACAUCUUUUAGAGAAUGAAGGAAGCUCAGAUAUCAAUAGAUCUUUCAGGCACAUUAAAAUAAGUCCUGUAGAAACUCAUGCUGAGCAAAUAAUCUUUACAAGACCUAUUUCUGAAACACUGGAAGAUCUUUCACAAACAGAAGAGUCAUCUGAGAGCAGUAGGUCUGUAAAGCAUAUUAAAGUAGGACCCAAGGAAACAUCUUUUACUUUUCAGAUGGAUGUUUCCAAUACGGGUGGAAUAUCUACAGCAAAAAGUGGAGAACAGCAAGCAACAGUGCUCGUAUCCAACAAGCAAGACCCUUCUGUUAGUCAGUCACGGACCGUAGUUGAAAGUGACCAGAUUGUAGAAAACGAAAAUAAAAGAAGAGGCUAUGUUGUCUCCAGUUUUUCUCAAGAUCAUGCUGAAAAGGUAGUGGAAAAGUCACUUUUUGAUAAAACUGUACAGUUGCAAAGAAUGGUAGACCAAAGGUCAGUGAUUUCUGAUGAAAAGAAAGUCGCUCUUCUCUAUCUGGACCAUGAGGAGGAGGAAGAUGAUGAUAAUGAUGGACAGUGGUUCUGA